This is a messenger RNA of Daldinia caldariorum, 2162 nucleotides long. Its product is annotated as Alpha/Beta hydrolase protein. The transcript is spliced from 2 exons. Gene Ontology annotation, molecular function: serine-type carboxypeptidase activity. Bases 301 to 1911 code for a protein of 536 amino acids. Gene Ontology annotation, cellular component: fungal-type vacuole. Lineage: Eukaryota; Fungi; Ascomycota; Sordariomycetes; Xylariales; Hypoxylaceae. Gene Ontology annotation, biological process: proteolysis. The record is from RefSeq and is a predicted model, not a curated record.
UGGUCACUGGCCAGUCGGGUUCUCCUUCUAUCCCCCGUUUCAUCGCCCAUCAUUCAUCACCCAUCCAACCAACCCAUAUCUUGGACCUCCCCCGGUUCUCAACUCUGACUCUUGUACAAUCGUAUUUGUAUCAGACUUUCCCAUCCAUUAUUAAACUCCCUCUCUUUCAUCUUAUUCCUUUUUUUUUCUCUUCUUAAAUUCAUCUCAUCAUCACUUAUUCAUCACCAUCUUAAUCAUCUUAAUCAUUCCCAACCCUCUGGUAGCUCGUAGUUCAUCCUCCGCUUUUUACCGCUACCCAUCAUGAGAGUAGCUAGCUCGGCCCUCUUGCUGGGCGCCAGCACGGCUGCCCUCGCACAAGACCAACAGAAGGUCCUCGGUGGCAUCAGCGAUGCCGUCAGGAAACCACUAGAUCACCUUAGCGAAGCUUUUGGUGAGAUGCCAGCUGUUGCUAAGGGUCUAUGGGAUGAAAUGAGUCUCCUAGUUCCUGGCUUCUACGAGAAAGCCGCCAACCUUGUCUCUUAUCCUAAAGCUCACCGACGCCGCCCAGAUAGCGAGUGGGACCAUGUUAUCAAGGGCGCCGACGUGCAAGGCAUGUGGGUUGAGACAAACGGUGUCAAGCACCGAAAGGUAGAUGGUUCUCUCGAGGCUUACAACCUGCGAGCUAAGAAAGUCGACCCGUCCGAACUCGGCGUAGAUAAAGUCAAGCAGUACAGUGGAUACCUUGACGAUGAAGCUAACGACAAGCAUCUAUUCUAUUGGUUCUUUGAAUCUCGAAACGAUCCCAAGACCGACCCGGUAGUACUAUGGUUGAACGGCGGUCCGGGCUGCUCCUCCAUGAUGGGACUCUUCAUGGAGCUGGGUCCUUCUAGCGUCAACAAGGACGGCUCGCUCAAGUACAACAAGUACUCGUGGAACAACAACGCCUCCGUCAUAUUCAUCGACCAACCAGUCAACACUGGCUACUCCUACAGUAGUAACCCCGUAUACAACACUGUUGCCGCAAGCAAGGACAUUUAUGCUCUGCUUACCCUCUUCUUCCACAACUUCCCCGAGUACAGCGAGCAGCCAUUCCACAUCGCUGGAGAGUCCUAUGCUGGUCACUACAUUCCCGUCUUUGCGUCUGAGAUUCUGUCGCAUAAGAACCGCAACAUCAACUUGCAAAGCAUUGCCAUCGGUAAUGGUUUGACUGACCCCUACACUCAAUAUGCUGAAUACCGCCCCAUGGCCUGUGGCGAGGGUGGUUAUGAUGCUGUGCUCGACGAGAGCGAAUGCCAGUCGAUGGACAACGCUCUUCCCCGAUGCCAGUCCCUUAUUUCAAGCUGCUACGAAUCGGAGAGCGUAUGGUCUUGUGUUCCCAGUGCUAUCUACUGUAACAAUGCUAUGAUUGGUCCAUUCCAACGCACAGGAUACAACGUAUACGAUAUCCGUGAGAAGUGCAAGGACCAAGAGAAUCUCUGCUACACCGAGACUGCUUGGAUCAGCAAGUACUUAAACCAAGACAAGGUUCUCAAGGCAGUAGGUGCCGAAGUGCAAGAUUACGAGAGCUGCAACACGGAUAUCAACAGGAACUUCUUGUUCCAGGGUGAUUGGUCCAAGCCUUUCCACCGCCUCGUCCCUGACAUCAUCAAGCAGAUCCCAGUCCUUAUCUAUGCUGGUGACGCCGACUACAUUUGCAACUGGCUCGGCAACAAGGCCUGGUCGGAGGCGCUCGAGUGGCACGGCAAGAAGGGAUUCAACGCCGCUGAGCUGAAGGAUCUCUCCAGCAGCUCUGACAACUACGGUGUCAUCAAGAGCAGCGGCAACUUCACGUUUGCACGCAUCUACCAGGCUGGUCACAUGGUUCCAUUUAACCAGCCUGAGGGCUCUCUAGAUCUGUUCAACAGGUGGCUCCGAGGCGAGUGGUAUGCUUGAACAAUGAGUGCCUCAACUCUUGUGUAAUUAUCGUUGUUCGUACUAUGUAACGCAGUCAUUAGAACAUUACAGAUCGGUAGCCAUGAAUGUCCUUUGGAAUAUUGAGUAGAAAUCAUCAGACUGUAAUAGUAUCAGAGUUUGAUAGAGAUGAUUGGAUUAAGAUAGCAAUGCACGACUAAUUGAAAUAUGACACUCUAUUUCGACGAGAAGGCUUAUAGUAUCAAACGCGCACCCCGCCUGAGUUUCCGAGA